Molecule: messenger RNA, 1372 nt
Organism: Panicum virgatum (switchgrass)
Lineage: Eukaryota; Viridiplantae; Streptophyta; Magnoliopsida; Poales; Poaceae
Exons: 3
Coding region: 210-977 (255 amino acids)
Source: RefSeq, a predicted model, not a curated record
UCUGCCUUUAAAUUUCCACAGAAAUGAGGUGAGGUCAUCCAGCAGCUCCCAACUCUCAUCACAUUCAUAGAUAGAUAAUUGGAUUUAGCAGGAGUAGUACAAGUACCCUCCAUUGCCUCUAGAUAAAUGCAAGAGCCUCUUCCCGUCUAUGCACCAUUGCUGAGCUCAAGAAGUCUCCUUUGCGCUGGCUUGCUUCCUGAAGCUAGAUCAUGAGCAGUUCAGACGAGUGGAUGUUCGAGAUGGAUUCUGAACCACCAUCAUCGCCAGAAGCCAUCUCCAUGCAUCACCAAACUCCAAGUCACAUCCUGGAGGAUAUGGUUGAGCCUAGCACACAGGAGGAGAUGGAGAUACAUGAGAGGGCUAUGAAGCACGUGAGGGAGAUGGGGGAGGAAAGGAAGAGGAGCAGCUUGAAGAGGAGGCUGAUGAUGAGGCUCAGGAAGGACGGCUACGAUGCAUCCCUCUGCAGGUCGUCUUGGGUCGCCACUACUGAGCACCCCGGAGGCGAUUACGAGUACAUCGACGUCGUGGUGGCGGGGGAGGACGACGGCGCGGCCACCUCCUCCAGGCUAGUCGUCGACAUCGACUUCCGGUCCCAGUUCCAGCUCGCCCGGCCGGCGCCGUGGUACGCGCACCUCUGGGCCCGGCUGCCGGCGGUGUUCGUGGGCCCGCGCGCGAAGCUCCGGAAGGCGGUGUCCCUGCUGUGCGCGGCGGCGCAGCGGUCGCUGCGCGAGAGCGGCCUGCACGUCCCGCCGUGGCGGAGGUCCGGGUACAUGCAGGCCAAGUGGCUCCCCCGCGACGUGACGCUGCCCGGUGGGGCCCCGGAGUUGGCGGUGGCCCAGUGGUCGGUCGCGAUGGGGAAGGAGUCCGGCGACGGGCCCCGGAGGUCUGGCACGGGCGGCGGCCUCUCCAUGGAGUUGUCCGGCUCCGGCGCUGAGGCGGACGGGUGCCAAGGCCAAGCUGGAUCCAUGUGGGCGUAGUGCUCCUCUCUUCUUCCAGCGUGAGAGGUCAGAUCAUGGUUUUAAAUCGCCGGCUAAGGCAUUUAGCGGCAAGACUGCCGUUACGACGUUUAGCGGGCUAUAGCCGGCAUUUAGCGAGCUAUAGCCGGUUUUAGCGGGAUAAAUGUCAUAGCAGUUGUUCUUUCUAAAGGCUAUAGCCGUCUAUAGCGGAAGCUAUAGCCGGCUAUUUAGAACAUUGGGUCAGAUAGGAUCAUAGGAGUAGACUAGAGUGGAAGGUAGAUGAACUAGCAACUACUAGUGCUUGCGGCAACAUUCACAACGAGUUGUUGCGUUUUUUGCGUUGUGGCACACGAGCUUUGUUGGGUUUCUGGGCUGCCGCACGAGAGAUUAGCAAUGCAAUUUAAUGUUUCCUGAUA